This is a messenger RNA of Cryptomeria japonica (Japanese cedar), 1354 nucleotides long. Its product is annotated as deoxymugineic acid synthase 1. Gene Ontology annotation, molecular function: aldose reductase (NADPH) activity. The record is from RefSeq and is a predicted model, not a curated record. The transcript has 5 exons. Gene Ontology annotation, cellular component: cytosol. The coding region runs from base 280 to 1227 and encodes 315 amino acids. Lineage: Eukaryota; Viridiplantae; Streptophyta; Pinopsida; Cupressales; Cupressaceae.
UGGUUGAUGUUGUCCAUGGACCGUAGUUCCAAUUGAUGUUGUCCUUGGACCGUAGGUCCAAAUCCAAAACGUCAGCAUUCCAGAGCAUUUCACCCACAGCUCGAUUGCACGAGGCAUACAAAUUAGUCAUGAAAUUGUCAAAAUUGUAAUAAUGACCACCUAUGAUAGAGCUCUGUUUUAUUCUUUUAUGUGUUGUUAAACCAAGAACUUGAGAUAAUGUGCUAGUUGUCUGAUAUAUUCUGACGAGCUAAAUCUGAAAGUUAUUGGUCUGCAGCAAAUAUGGAAUUUGUGGGUCAAACAAGAGAACUGAACGGAGGAGGAAGAAUGCCUGUAAUAGGGCUUGGGACUGCUGCUUGGAACAAAUUUGAGGAGAUGAAGUCUGCAAUCACAGUGGCCAUGCAGGUUGGUUACAGACACUUUGACACUGCAAGCUAUUGUGGCUCAGAAGGUGCCUUAGGAGCAGCACUUAAGGAGGCCUUCCAAAGCGGUCUUGUUAGGAGAGAAGAAGUGUUCGUUACAACUAAACUCUGGGGCGAUGAACAUGAUGAUCCUGUUGCUGCUAUCUCCAGAAGGCUAGAGAAUUUGCAGCUGGAAUACGUGGAUUUGUUUCUGCUCCACUGGCCUGUAAGUUUGAGGAAAGGAUGUAUUCUCCCACCUACAAAAGAAGACUUUUUGCCCCUGGAUAUCCAAUCUACUUGGCGAGGGAUGGAAACAUGUUUUGAGAUGGGUCUCACUAAAGCCAUUGGCUUGAGCAACUUCUCCUGUAAAAAGAUUGAGGACUUGCUCAGCUAUGCCAAAAUUCUUCCUGCUGCCAAUCAGGUAGAGAUGCAUCCAAUGUGGCAGCAGAAAAAAUUGAGAGAUUAUUGCAGCAAGAAGAGAAUUCAAGUAUGUGUAUGGUCUCCUCUGGGAGGGCAAGACACUCCAUGGGCAUCAAGCGUGCUGAUAAUGAAUCCCAUCAUUCAUGAAAUUGCUCAAAAGCAUGGGAAGACCGUAGUACAGGUUUUGUUGAGGUGGGGAAUAGAGCAAGGAGUGUGUGUUGUCCCCAGAGGCUUCAAUAAAGGAAUAAUAACAGAGAAUUUCCAAAUUUUUGACUGGUGUUUAACUGCAGAAGACUCUGAGAAAAUUAACAAGCUUGAGCAGAGGAAGCUGGUAAGGGCAGAAAAUCUUGUAAACUCCACAACUAGCCCUUACAGAACUGUUGAAGAGCUAUGGGACGGGGAGAUCUAGUCUUAAAAGAAAGAAACAAUUGAUCAUAAUCAAGAAGUCCAUGCAUCAGCGAGCUUUGUGGAUAGAAACCUGAAAAUAAAAAUUGAACUUCAUUUCAUCUAAUAAAAUUUGUUAUUAGAGAGGUUCA